Gryllus bimaculatus (two-spotted cricket) is the source of this 1329-nucleotide messenger RNA. The record is from the annotation of a GenBank genome assembly. Lineage: Eukaryota; Metazoa; Arthropoda; Insecta; Orthoptera; Gryllidae.
AUGGCAGACGUACGCGAUAUUUUGGAUUUGGAACGUCCACCCACCCCAGAAAUCACCAAAGAAACUAUAUUGGGAAAUGAUAAACUAAAAAGGAAACCAAUUGCCCCAAAAGUUUCAAAACGACCAGAAGGUAUGCAUCGUGAAGUAUUUGCUUUGCUUUACACUGACAAUAAAGAUGCCCCUCCUGUAUUUCCUACUGAUACCGGGCAAGGAUAUAAGCAAAUGAAAGCGAAAUUAGGCAUGCGUAAAGUUCGGCCAUGGAAAUGGAUGCCUUUUACAAAUCCAGCACGAACUGACGGAGCAGUAUUUUACCAUUGGCGUAGAGUAGCUGAUGAAGGGAAAGAGUAUCCCUUUGCAAAGUUUAAUAAACAGGUUCCUGUGCCAACAUACACAGACUCAGAAUAUGUUCAGUUGCAUAUUGAUGGAUGGAGUCGAGCCGAAACAGAUCAUCUGUUUGACUUGUGUCGGCGCUUUGAUCUUAGAUUUAUUGUUGUUCAUGACCGUUGGGAUCGAACCCGCUUUCAGUCCCGCAGUGUGGAGGAUCUGAAAGAACGUUACUAUAAUGCAUGCUCCAUUCUUGCACGUAUGCGAGCCCCACCUGGUCAGGAGCCGAAGAUGUACGUGUUUGAUGCUGAUCAUGAGAGACGUCGCAAAGAACAACUGAGGCGUUUGUUUGAACGCACCCCUGAACAAGUAGAGGAAGAGCAGACUUUACUAAGUGAAUUACGAAAGAUUGAAGCUAGAAAGAAGGAACGUGAAAAGAAGCAACAAGAUUUGCAAAAGCUCAUAACUGCAGCAGACAGCCAGGCUGAUCCUCGGCGUCCAGACAAGAAAGUUAACAAAAAGAAGCUUCCUCACCAGGUACGACCACGCAAUGAUUCAAGUAAUUCUGUGGAAACAGCUGGUAUAAAGUUUCCUGACUUUAAGAACAGUGGUGUUAGUGUAAGAUCUCAACGUAUGAAACUACCUGCAAGUGUUGGACAGAAGAAAAUAAAAGCAAUAGAGACUAUGCUAACAGAACUAGGAGUAGAGCUAAUGCCCAUGCCCACAGAAGAAAUUUGCCAACAUUUUAAUGAGUUGCGCAGUGACAUGGUGCUCCUUUACGAGUUGAAACAGGCGUUGGCAACAUGUGACUAUGAUCUUCAAACUUUGCGUCACCAGUAUGAGGCCCUGAACCCAGGCAAGACUCUGGUUAUGCCUGGUUCAAUCUCUGGUGGAAAUGUUGAUGAAGGGCCCAGCAGCACCCAAGACACAGAACCAGUGCGCCAGCGUGUUGUUUCAGAAAUUAUUGAUGUUGUAGGCUCUCCUGGUACACCUUCAGGGUCCUGA